Molecule: messenger RNA, 2184 nt
Organism: Periophthalmus magnuspinnatus
Lineage: Eukaryota; Metazoa; Chordata; Actinopteri; Gobiiformes; Gobiidae
Gene: galnt12
Product: UDP-N-acetyl-alpha-D-galactosamine:polypeptide N-acetylgalactosaminyltransferase 12
Exons: 10
Coding region: 400-2133 (577 amino acids)
Cellular component (GO): Golgi apparatus
Source: RefSeq, a predicted model, not a curated record
AAACAAAUCAAGUUCAAGUAUGAAGCCAUCAGCAAAGUCAGUUUUACCUCAGUCCUAACUGCUCAGGAGACUUUGAUGGGACAGUUAACAAGAGCGUGACACGUGCGUAAAGGCGCUUGGGAUGUUUUAUUUGACCUAUAUUAGUUUGGAGCGCGCUGGAAGCUUCAGGUUUGUUUACUAAUCUGUUAGGUGAUCCUUAAUCCGAGUUUGGUAAUCCUUGUUAACACUUGUGGAUGUAAAAUAGCAUCAGAUUACCUCUGGAAGGAGUGGGUUUCAGCUGAUGUCUGCCCAACACUGGAAGUUGCGCUUUUCAACUCAGCUCAAAGGACCUCUUUUUACUUUGUGGCAAAAAGAAAAUGCUGGCAUGAAAAUCCCCAUACCCGGAGAGGACACGACACGAUGGCAGCCUGCGGAAGAAGAAAUAGACCCAAGAUAGCGCUCUUCCUCUUUGGUGCCUCUUUACUGGGGUAUUUCAUAUUUUCCAGGCACAACUCCGUGGACCUGAGCGCGCGAGAGGUCCCGAGGGAAGAACGCGUAAAAGAAGUGAAAAAUGAUGAUCUGAAGAAGCCCGUGUAUGAAAAACCUCCUUUGGACUUAAACGCGCUGGGUGAACUGGGCAAACCGGUCAAGCUCAAACUGACUGUGGAGGAGAAGAAAAAAGAGGAAGAGAGCAUUAACAAGCACCAGAUUAAUAUUUACCUGAGUGACAAAAUUUCACUACAUCGCAGACUGCCUGAGAGAUGGAACCCGCUCUGUAAAGACUUGAAGUAUGACUAUAAGACCCUGCCCACGACUUCUGUGGUGAUAGCUUUUUACAACGAGGCCUGGUCUACUCUGUUGCGGACAGUGCACAGCGUCCUGGAGACCUCCCCAGACAUCCUGCUCAAAGAAGUGGUGCUUGUGGACGACUACAGUGAAAAAGAACAUUUAAAGGAACCCCUGGCAAAGUACAUCAGCAAUUUAAGAAAAGUGCGUCUAAUCCGUGCGACAAAAAGAGAGGGUCUGGUACGGGCCAGGCUGCUUGGGGCCUCCAUCACGACAGGGGAUGUCCUAACCUUUCUGGACUGUCACUGUGAGUGCCAUGAAGGGUGGCUAGAGCCUCUGCUUCAAAGAAUUAAAGAGGAGCCCAGUGCUGUAGUCUGUCCUGUUAUUGAUGUAAUAGACUGGAACACAUUUCAGUAUUUGGGGAACUCCGGGGAGCCUCAGAUUGGGGGUUUUGACUGGAGGCUAGUGUUUACCUGGCAUUCAGUUCCUAAUUAUGAACAGGAACGUAGGCGGGCACCCACUGAUGUUAUAAGGUCUCCUACCAUGGCAGGCGGUCUGUUUGCUGUGAGGAAGGACUACUUCCAGUACCUGGGGACGUAUGACACAGGGAUGGAGGUGUGGGGUGGAGAAAACCUGGAGUUUUCCUUCAGGAUUUGGCAGUGUGGAGGCAGCCUUGAGGUCCAUCCGUGUUCCCAUGUAGGCCAUGUGUUUCCCAAUAAGGCCCCUUACUCUCGGAGUAAGGCCCUGGCUAACAGUGUGAGAGCUGCUGAGGUCUGGAUGGAUGAAUUCAAGGAAGUGUAUUACCAUCGAAACCCUCACGCUCGCCUGGAGGCUUUUGGAGAUGUGACAGAGCGAAGGAAGCUGAGGGAGCGCUUGGGCUGUAAGAGCUUCAGGUGGUACUUGGACAAUGUUUACCCUGAUAUUCAUGUCCCAGAAGACCGGCCAGGCAUGUUUGGAAUGUUAAAAAAUCGAGGGAAGAAAAACUACUGUUUUGACUACAACCCUGCAGAUGAACACGCCAUAGUGGGAGGAAGGGUCAUCUUGUACCUCUGUCAUGGCAUGGGCCAAAACCAGUUUUUUGAGUUAUCCGUGGAUGGUGAGAUACGCUAUAAUACAAGAGAACCUGCAGGAUGCAUGGCUGGGGACAACAUCAGCACCUACCUGACUGUUCAACUGUGUCGAAAACGAGGCCAGUCUGUACCAGCUGACCAGAAAUUCAUCCUCAAGGAGGAUGGGACUCUUUACCAUGUGAUGAGCCAGAAGUGUGUGCAUGCCUUAGACAAGACCGACAAUGGGACACCUGCCCCUUCACUGCAGGCUUGUUCUGGCACUCCGUACCAACAGUGGUAUUUUGAAGAACGAAUAUAAUUAUAUCUUAAGUGAAACUGUCCUAGGAUGAUAGAUUACACUGCUACCUUU